AUGCUUCGCCGUCUUUAUUAUUAUUUUUCUUUUGUGAUCGGGGGUGUCCAAACCAGUUUGCGCGUACCUCAACUAAUCUUUCGAGACUCUAAAGUUGACAAUCGAAUAACCAUCGUUACCAUUGCUAUUCGUUCUUCUGAAAUUUUGAUUCGACGAACAUGCAGGUGGUAUUUGGCAUGGAAGCUUUUCAUAGUGAUAAACGCAGCAUACUCUUCUUUCUUCACCGCAUUAGAAUUUGGAUUCUAUCGAGGGCUGCCGGAGAAGCUCUUCGUACUCGAUAUCGCGAACCAGAUUGCUUUCCUAGUCGAUAUAGUUGUUCAUUUUUUUGUUGCAUAUCUUGACACUAAAUCCUACCGGAUGGUCUAUAGUCACAAUCUCAUUGCACUAAGGUACUUGAAAUCUCGAUUUUUUGUUGACUUCCUCGGAUGCCUGCCGUGGGAUGCCAUCUACAAGGUUAGUGGGAGAAAAGAGGCAGUGAGGUAUUUAGUAUGGAUUAGGUUAAGCAGGAUAACCAGAGUGACAGAAUUUUUUGCCAGGCUAGAGAAAGACAUCAGAAUUAAUUAUCUAUUUAUAAGAAUAAUAAAACUAUUGGUAGUUGAGCUCUACUGCACACAUACAGCUGCUUGUAUUUUUUACUAUCUAGCCACCACUGUGCCUCCCUCCAAUGAAGGUUACACUUGGAUUGGAAGCUUGAAAAUGGGUGACUUUUCUUACUCUAACUUCAGAGAAAUUGAUCUAUGGAAGCGUUAUACUACAUCCCUAUACUUCGCCAUUGUUACCAUGGCUACUGUUGGCUAUGGAGAUAUACAUGCAGUGAAUGCAAGAGAAAUGAUAUUCAUAAUGAUUUUUGUCUCCUUCGACAUGCUUCUUGGUGCUUAUUUGCUUGGCAACAUGACUGCAUUGGUAGUAAAAGGAUCAAACACAGAAAGGCUCAGAGACAAAAUGACUGAUAUUAUCAAAUAUAUGAACAGAAACAAUCUCGGAAACCAGUUAAGUAAUAGAAUUAAAGAUCAUUUGAGACUACUUUACGAUAGCCACCGCGAUCACGAGUCUCAAGUUCUUCAGGAUAUUCCACCCUCAAUUCGCACAAAGAUCUCGUAUAAAUUAUAUGAACCGUGCAUUAAGGAUACAUCUAUUUUCAGAGGCUGCUCUUCGGGGUUCAUUAAGCAGAUUGCAAUUAAAGUCCAUGAAGAAAUUUUUCUCCCAGGGGAAGUGGUUAUAGAACGAGGAAAUAUAACAGAUCAAUUA
Pistacia vera is the source of this 1248-nucleotide messenger RNA. Its product is annotated as potassium channel GORK-like. Gene Ontology annotation, biological process: potassium ion transport; transmembrane transport. Gene Ontology annotation, molecular function: voltage-gated potassium channel activity. The transcript is spliced from 6 exons. The annotation marks the transcript as partial. Gene Ontology annotation, cellular component: membrane. Lineage: Eukaryota; Viridiplantae; Streptophyta; Magnoliopsida; Sapindales; Anacardiaceae. The record is from RefSeq and is a predicted model, not a curated record.